AUGGUACACCUCGUGGCUGUACCAGAGACAAUCACGGCAAGUGGCUGUGCUUGUGUCUUUAUUGACACCAUCUUCCGACUUCAUGGGUUGCCCCGUGAACUCGUAUCAGACAGAGAUCCACGAUUCACUGCUGAUUUCUGGCGUUCCGUGUUCAAAUCACUCGGAACGCGCUUGAAGAUGUCAACAUCUGAUCAUCCAGAGUCAGAUGGUCAGACGGAACGUGCCAAUCGUGUCCUUGAAGAGAUACUUCGAGGAUACGUACACUCCUUUAAGAGUUGGAGUGAGUUUUUGCCAAUGGUAGAGUUUGCCAUCAACAACUCGGUGCAUGUGUCGUGGACGCAUGCACCGUUUUACGUGAAUGGCUUGCGCCAUCCGCGUGUACCCACCUUACUAGAGUGUAACUCUGGUUUAAGGGGGGGAGGGACUCGCGCGAGCAAAAACCGAUUUGGUUCACGCUCAUCACGCUCUGACGAAGAAGUCAUUGCGUUUGAUGCCGAUAUCGAUAACAUCGAUAUCGAAGAAGAUGAUGCCAGUGAGAGUGCGGAAGCCCUCACUGAAGUAGAUGAUCCCAGUGAGAGUGCGGAAGCCCUCACUGAAGAAAAGGUUGAUGUUGCUGCAGUGCGCUCACAGCACACUGAAGAUAACGAGUCAUCAGAUGAGUUCAUACUGGCUCGUGAAACGGUAGUCCGUUUUGUGCAAGACUCCAUCGCCGAAGCGGUGACUUAG
This is a messenger RNA of Peronospora matthiolae, 726 nucleotides long. Lineage: Eukaryota; Oomycota; Peronosporomycetes; Peronosporales; Peronosporaceae. The record is from the annotation of a GenBank genome assembly.